This is a messenger RNA of Trypanosoma cruzi, 2787 nucleotides long. RefSeq names its product cellulosomal scaffoldin anchoring protein, putative. Lineage: Eukaryota; Euglenozoa; Kinetoplastea; Trypanosomatida; Trypanosomatidae. Bases 1 to 2787 code for a protein of 928 amino acids. The transcript has a single exon. The record is from RefSeq and is a predicted model, not a curated record.
AUGGGGCAUAGCAAUGGGAAGCAUAAGGACCCGGAGCCCACAAGUCCUCCUCCGGCGACGACGAGUCCUCCGGCGACGACGAGUCCCCCGGCGACGACGAGUCCUCCGGCGACGACGAGUCCCCCGGCGACGACGAGUCCUCCGGCGACGACGAGUCCUCCGGCGACGACGAGUCCCCCGGCGACGACGAGUCCCCCGGCGACGACGAGUCCCCCGGCGACGACGAGUCCUCCGGCGACGACGAGUCCUCCGGCGACGACGAGUCCCCCGGCGACGACGAGUCCCCCGGCGACGACGAGUCCCCCGGCGACGACGAGUCCUCCGGCGACGACGAGUCCUCCGGCGACGACGAGUCCCCCGGCGACGAUGCCCACUUUUACGCCGAAAGGAACAAGGACGGGUACUCCAGCUCACACUGCGUCACCCACCUUAACGGAGGCUGAGAAAGGGACGGGCACUCCACCUCACACUGCGUCACCCACCCUAACGCAGACCGAGAAAGGGACGGGCACUCCACCUCACACUGCGUCACCCACCUUAACGGAGGCUGAGAAAGGGACGGGCACUCCAGCUCACACUGCGUCACCCACCUUAACGCAGACCGAGAAAGGGACGGGCACUCCAGCUCAAACUGCGUCACCCACCCUAACGGAGACCGAGAAAAGGACGGGCACUCCAGCUCAAACUGCGUCACCCACCUUAACGGAGACCGAGAAAAGGACGGGCACUCCAGCUCACACUGCGUCACCCACCUUAACGGAGGCUGAGAAAGGGACGGGCACUCCAGCUCACACUGCGUCACCCACCUUAACGGAGGCUGAGAAAGGGACGGGCACUCCAGCUCACACUGCGUCACCCACCUUAACGGAGGCUGAGAAAGGGACGGGCACUCCAGCUCAAACUGCGUCACCCACCUUAACGGAGGCUGAGAAAGGGACGGGCACUCCAGCUCACACUGCGUCACCCACCUUAACGGAGGCUGAGAAAGGGACGGGCACUCCAGCUUACACUGCGUCACCCACCUUAACGCAGACCGAGAAAAGGACGGGCACUCCAGCUUACACUGCGUCACCCACCUUAACGCAGACCGAGAAAAGGACGGGCACUCCAGCUCACACUGCGUCACCCACCUUAAUGGAGACCGAGAAAAGGACGGGCACUCCAGCUUACACUGCGUCACCCACCUUAACGGAGACCGAGAAAAGGACGGGCACUCCAGGUUACACUGCGUCACCCACCUUAACGCAGACCGAGAAAAGGACGGGCACUCCAGCUUACACUGCGUCACCCACCUUAACGGAGGCUGAGAAAGGGACGGGCACUCCAGCUUACACUGCGUCACCCACCUUAACGGAGACCGAGAAAAGGACGGGCACUCCAGGUUACACUGCGUCAUCCACCUUAACGGAGGCUGAGAAAAGGACGGGCACUCCAGCUUACACUGCGUCACCCACCUUAACGCAGACCGAGAAAAGGACGGGCACUCCAGGUUACACUGCGUCACCCACCUUAACGGAGACCGAGAAAAGGACGGGCACUCCAGCUCACACUGCGUCACCCACCCUAACACAGACCGAGAAAGGGACGGGCACUCCAGGUUACACUGCGUCACCCACCCUAACGCAGACCGAGAAAAGGACGGGCACUCCAGGUUACACUGCGUCACCCACCCUAACGCAGACCGAGAAAAGGACGGGCACUCCAGGUUACACUGCGUCAUCCACCUUAACGGAGACCGAGAAAAGGACGGGCACUCCAGGUUACACUGCGUCAUCCACCUUAACGGAGACCGAGAAAAGGACGGGCACUCCAGCUCAAACUGCGUCACCCACCCUAACGGAGACCGAGAAAAGGACGGGCACUCCAGCUCACACUGCGUCACCCACCCUAACGGAGACCGAGAAAAGGACGGGCACUCCAGCUCACACUGCGUUACCCACCCUAACACAGACCGAGAAAGGGACGGGCACUCCAGCUUACACUGCGUCACCCACCUUAACGGAGACCGAGAAAAGGACGGGCACUCCAGCUCACACUGCGUCACCCACCCUAACGGAGACCGAGAAAAGGACGGGCACUCCAGGUUACACUGCGUCACCCACCCUAACACAGACCGAGAAAAGGACAGCCACCCUAUCGAUGACGGUGCCUUCUCCCGAUCCUAUUCCUGGUGAUGAGUCUCGCGCUGAUCCUACGAAGAUUAUCCUUAUUGUUUGCAGCAUUUUCAUUGUAUUGUUUAUUUUUAUUAUUGUUGUGGUGAUUGUACGCCGCUUGCGUCGCAAAAAAAGGCAGGCAGGGAAUAGAACAUAUGGCGGCUCAGUUGGAAGUAGCCAUGGUGGUGUGCAGGGUGUCUCAAACCCCCUUGCCGGACCGCAGGAGCGGAGUGCAUACCAAAGUGUUGAGGAACCUUAUUUCUUUUCGUACAUGCCCGUACAACCUAUGUGGUUGGGUGGAGGGAAGGGAACAGAGGUUCUCUCAGUGGGACAGCGUUAUUCUUACCCUGAAACGCCUACACCGCCCGUGCGGAUAAGUCAAGGGAGGACACCACAGAUUGCAUCAGGGGGACAGCCUUAUUUUUAUCCUUACAUGCCCGCACCGCCCGUGCGGUUGAGUGAAGGAAGGAGGCCUGACCUUCUCUCAGAGGGCAACCGGGAGGCUUUCCGUAGCAUCAGGAUGCAUCAAAGAAAGUACAUGGAUCUCGAUGAAGCCACUCGAUUCCACUUUUUACGUCACGCAGAAACGGCGUCUGUGGAGUUUGGCCCCUUUGUGGACUCCGAUAGCGAUUGA